AUGUUUGGGUUCAGGGCCAACCUCUCGACGCAAGACGUUCUGCUGCAGCUCGAGAAGGAAGUCCUGACUACAAUGCCGAGAAAGGGCGAAAACGUCGUCAUGGCCCUCGACGUCAAAGGGGCCUUUGACAACGCCAGCCACGAGGCCAUCAUGGAGGGCCUCAACAAUACAAACUGCGGCAGGAAGACCCACGACUACGUCAGUAACUUCUUCUCGGGCAGAACGGCGACGGUUGGCCUGGGCGAGCUGAGUAGCGGUAUCUUUGCAACGCCUAGCAGAGGUACGCCCCAAGGCUCGGUAAUCUCGCCCGUACUGUUUAACGUGGCGAUGCUGGGCCUAGCAAAGAGACUCGAAAAGAUCCAGGGAAUCCGGCACGCGAUGUAUGCGGACGACAUCACGGUCUGGACCACCUGCGGAACCUUGGAAGAAAAGCGAGCGGCGCUGCAAGAUGCGGCCAAGUGCGUCGAAGACUACGUGAAGGAGAGGGACCUCAGGUGCUCCACCGAAAAGUCCGAACUGCUAAGAGUCGGCAGACAUCCCACCAAGGCGAAACUGGAGGUCAGCCUCGAAGGACAACUCAUACCCGAACGCAACAUGAUACGCGUCCUCGGCAUGUGGCUGCAAGGCAGCAGAAAGUGCAACCACACCAUCAGCCUCCUCAAGAAGUCGACCGAGAACGUGAGUAGAAUGAUAAACAGGGUCUCCCAGAAGAGGCACGGCAUGAGAGAAGACGACACUCUCAAGCUCGUCAACAGCCUGAUCGUCAGCAGAGUCAUGUACUCGCUACCCUACCAAGUGAGGACUAAAACGACCAACGAAGAGAUUGAAGUCGUCCUGAGGAAAGCCUACAAGACGGCGCUGCACCUGCCGAGAAACACCUCCAACGAAAAGCUGAUGCAACUAGGGGUGAGCAACACCUUCGUCGAAAUGGCGGAAGCACAGCGGAAGGCGCAAAUGAAAAGGCUAACGGGGACAUACACGGGGCGAAACCUGAUCGGUAGGCUGGGCUUCGAAAUAGGAGACGUCGACCGGUACGAGGACGUACCGGCGGGAAUUAGGAAAACUUUUAACGUAAAUCCUAUACCGAAGAACAUGGAUCCCAGGCUCCACGAAAGCAGAAGGAAAGCUAGGGCCGAAUACAUAGAAAAGACAGUGGCUAGAGAAGAGAACACUCUCUUCACGGACGCGAGCAUAAGUCUAAUAGGAAGCGAGGCAAAGGCGAUCGCGGUAAUAAUGAACAAGGAGGAAAAGCUUGUCUCGUGCGUCUCGGCCGAGAUAUGGAGCGUAGCUGAAGCCGAGGAAAUCGCCGUGGCGCUGGCGGCGAUGCAAGGCUAUAGGGGGAAUAAAUCGCUAAAUAUUCUCACGGACUCGAAAGAGACCUGUCGCAACUACAUGAGGGGCAGAAUAUGCAAAGCUGCCCUUAGGAUCCUCAAAGGGAGUAACCCCUCGGAGGAGGCGGAAAUCAAACACAAUCUGAUCUGGAUACCUGGGCACGAGGGCAUAAGGGGUAACGAGGCGGCGGACGGUCUAGCUCGAGCUAAUAGAUUCCGAGCUGGGCAGCAGCAGGAGUACCGCGCUAGUUACGCCGGGAUCCUCAGUGACAGUUAUUCGGAAUUACUGCAACACUACAGGGGGGCUAGAUUCAAGUACCCACCGCCCCAUAAAGCGCUGACGAAGGACGAAGCAACGGGCUGGCGUAGGCUCCCGACAAACACCUUCCCCAACCUUUUCAUAUUCAACAAGACGUUCCCAACGCAGUAUAGGGACACCUGCCCCUGGCAGCCAGCUCGGGUCUCAAACACCUAG
This is a messenger RNA of Dermacentor albipictus, 1806 nucleotides long. NCBI's taxonomy places the organism in Eukaryota, Metazoa, Arthropoda, Arachnida, Ixodida, Ixodidae. The record is from RefSeq and is a predicted model, not a curated record.